AUGCAACAACCCUCUACUACUACCACUCUUCCAAUUCUGGCCAAAAAAGUCAGAAAAUUAGCAUCUUCGAAAUUCCAAAAGCUCAAGUCUCUGCUAGCUGGAGGAGAGGAUGGAUUUUCAAGAUUCAAAAAAAUCUACAAACUGCGAGGAGAGUUGGGAAAAGGAGGCUUCGGAGUGGUCUACAGAGGAAUCAGAAUCUCUGAUAACCAUCUAGUAGCCGUCAAGUUUAUCGAGAAGAAGAAUGUGAAGGAGUGGGAAACACUGAACGAUGGAAAAGUUCCAAUGGAAAUCUGCAUGCUCUCGAAAUGCUCCACAAUUCCAGGGGUCAUUGGUCUCCUUGAUUGGUACAGUAUCCCGGCUGGUUAUCUAAUUGUAAUGGAACGCCCAUAUCCUUGCAUUGACAUGUUUGAUUUUGUCAAGGGACAAGGAAAAUUGCCAGAAGAGAUGGCUCAUUUCCUCUUCAACCAAAUUGCAACAACCGUUCAGGAAUGCAUGAAGAACAAAGUUUUACAUAGAGAUGUCAAAGAUGAAAACGUAGUGAUCGAUUUGGCAACCGGUACCACAAAACUCAUCGAUUUCGGAGCUGCUACUGAACUUCAAGACGGCCACUAUUUCAAUUUCCAAGGAACCGUCAUGUGCUCGCCACCAGAAUGGCUCAUCAACAGACUCUACCUGGGUGAGGAAGCAACUGUCUGGUCAUUGGGUGUCCUACUGUACACCGCCCUCAACGGACGUCUUCCUUUUCAAACAGUUGAGAAAAUCUGCUCUCCCGCUACUGUGGGAGCUCUCCGAUUCUUUGCUCCAUUGAGUGAAGAAGUCAAGGAUCUGGUCCGAAAUUGUUUGAUGUUCGAGCCAGAGCAAAGAUGCUCUAUGGAGGAUAUUUUGAAGCACUCAUGGGUCCAUAAAGAAGCUAUUAGCUGGCCUGCGUUUACCAAGAAAAUGGUUGAGAAGACUUUAGAUCAAACCCACAACAAGAAAGUGUCACACCUCCAUGACGAGACAGAAAAAGUCAAAGUUGUCAAACGAGUCAACAUUCAACCAGCUGCUGACACCAAUCAUCCAACUUUGUAUGCCAGAAGACAAGGAAACAAGCCACAUUUGGUGUUAAAGAUCAGUUAA
This is a messenger RNA of Caenorhabditis briggsae, 1119 nucleotides long. Gene Ontology annotation, cellular component: cytoplasm. The transcript is spliced from 3 exons. Gene Ontology annotation, biological process: protein autophosphorylation. NCBI's taxonomy places the organism in Eukaryota, Metazoa, Nematoda, Chromadorea, Rhabditida, Rhabditidae. The record is from RefSeq and is a predicted model, not a curated record. Gene Ontology annotation, molecular function: protein serine/threonine kinase activity; ATP binding. The coding region runs from base 1 to 1119 and encodes 372 amino acids.